This is a messenger RNA of Daucus carota subsp. sativus, 1207 nucleotides long. Its product is annotated as plant UBX domain-containing protein 4. Bases 77 to 985 code for a protein of 302 amino acids. The record is from RefSeq and is a predicted model, not a curated record. NCBI's taxonomy places the organism in Eukaryota, Viridiplantae, Streptophyta, Magnoliopsida, Apiales, Apiaceae. Gene Ontology annotation, biological process: membrane fusion; Golgi organization; nuclear membrane reassembly. The transcript is spliced from 4 exons. Gene Ontology annotation, molecular function: ubiquitin binding. Gene Ontology annotation, cellular component: cytosol; nucleus.
UUGAUUUACACAUUUCAUAUUUUCAUACCACAAUAAUAUUCGUUGCUUCCUUUGUUUCUGAGCUAAAGCAACGACAAUGUCAAAGAAGCCAUCAAAACCCUCGUCCAGUCGACCCGGUGGCAUCCGGACCCUCUCCGAUUUGAACCGCCCCUCCGGACCCGAUUCCGACAGCGACUCCGACGCUCCCCAGGAGUAUUACACUGGUGGCGAAAAGAGUGGAAUGCUUGUGCAAGAUCCAAACAAGGGUAAUGAUGUUGAUGCAAUAUUCAAUCGAGCUAGGCAGCUUGGUGCUGUUGAAGGGCCCUUGGAAGUUCCUCGUCCAUCAUCAAGCUCAACAAGCUUCACUGGAACUGGAAGAGUGCUCUCUGGGGAUGUAGUCCCGUCUGCUCCCACUCCUCAGCAGCCUGAGACUGUUGUGCACAAUAUUGUGUUUUGGAGAAAUGGAUUCAGUGUUAAUGAUGGCCCUUUGAGGAGGUUGGAUGAUCCUGAGAAUGCACCUUUCCUGGAGAGCAUUAGAAGGUCCGAGUGUCCAAAAGAGCUUGAGCCUGAACAUUCAAAGACUCUUGUCCAUUGCAACCUAAUUAAGCGGGAUGAGAACUGCCCUGAACCGAAAGCGCGUAAGGUUGCAUUUCAGGGUGUGGGGCGGACACUUGGUGGCACCAGUUCUUCAUCUGGAGAACCUGAGCCAAGUAAUGCCACUUCUAAUAAUGCUGCACCUACACCUUCCAUGGGCCUGGUCGUUGACCAAUCAUUGCCCUCUACCUCGAUACAAUUGAGAUUGGCUGAUGGAACUCGCUUGGUUGCUCACUUCAAUAAUCACCACACGGUUGGUGAUAUUCGUGCCUUCAUUGAUGCCUCUAGGCCGGGGGGUUCCAGAACUUAUCAGUUGCAGACAGUCGGAUUCCCUCCUAAACAACUCACCGAUCAUGGACAGACAAUUGAGCAGGCAGGCCUUGCGAAUUCUGUUAUCAUCCAGAAAUCUUGAUUGAGCUUGUAAGGUUCAGACUAUACUGUUAAAUGUUACCAUAUCAACUCAAGAGUUUCCUUAAGUUACUGUUUACGAACCAAAUCUUCUUACCCCAGUUAUGAUUUGGUGUAAAGCACAUAACACUUCGACAUUAAAGUGUGUUGUCCUGAGAUAUGGUUGGUUUAGUAUUCUUGAUCUAAAUGCUAUAUAUAAAACAUAGAUGACUUCUUUGUGAUGUAA